Cornus florida is the source of this 2885-nucleotide messenger RNA. RefSeq names its product alpha-glucosidase-like. Gene Ontology annotation, biological process: carbohydrate metabolic process. The coding region runs from base 16 to 2784 and encodes 922 amino acids. The transcript is spliced from 5 exons. The record is from RefSeq and is a predicted model, not a curated record. Gene Ontology annotation, molecular function: carbohydrate binding; hydrolase activity, hydrolyzing O-glycosyl compounds. Lineage: Eukaryota; Viridiplantae; Streptophyta; Magnoliopsida; Cornales; Cornaceae.
UUACAUAUAGAGGAGAUGGAUAUUGGGUUUGACCAUAUUGCAGGACCAGAAAUGAGAGACAAACAGUCUCAUACCAUACACAAUCAUAAUCUUUUCUUCUUUCUCAUCUUCCAUUUCUUCAUUUUUACUCUCUGCUCUGCAACAACACCAAAUAGGCUGGAAGAAGAACCAGUGGGUUACGGCUACACCCUCCGUUCGGUGACCGUCGAUCCCUAUGGCAAGUUUUUGACCGCUCAUCUUCAACUCAUCAACAACUCCUCAGUUUAUGGAUUGGACAUUACACAUCUCAGGCUACUCACCUGGGCGGAGGGGGAUCUCCUGAAUAUUCGAAUCACAGAUGCCGAUCAUCCCAGAUGGGAAGUCCCACCGGAAUUCAUCCCUCGCGGCACUUCGCACCCCCACCGUCGUCUGCCGGAAAACCACCGAACCUCAACGGAAUACCACCAAACCUCAGCGAAAAACUACUUCCUCUCCAACCCAGAUUCAGACCUCGUCUUCACUCUCCACAACUCCACCCCAUUCGGCUUCACCGUCUCCCGCCGCUCCUCCGGCGACAUCCUCUUCGACACCUCGCCGGAUGCGUCAGAUCCCGGCACCUUCCUCGUCUUCAAGGAUCAGUACCUCCAGCUCUCCUCCUCUCUUCCACCACACAGAUCCUCUCUCUACGGCCUCGGAGAGCACACCAAGAGCUCCUUCAGGCUGACCCACAAUCAGACUCUGACCAUGUGGAACGCCGACAUCGGAAGUCGAACUCCUGAUGUCAAUCUAUAUGGGUCACACCCUUUUUACAUGGACGUCCGGUCGCCGGAUUCUGACGGCAGAGUUCCGGCGGGAACCACCCACGGUGUAUUGUUGCUCAACAGUAAUGGCAUGGACAUUGUGUAUACUGGUGGCAGAAUUACAUACAAGGUUAUUGGGGGUAUUCUUGAUUUAUAUUUCUUCACCGGACCGACGCCGGAAAUGGUUAUGGAGCAGUAUACAAAUCUCAUCGGAAGGCCUGCCCCAAUGCCAUACUGGUCUUUUGGAUUUCACCAGUGCCGUUAUGGUUACAAAGAUAUCUAUGAUGUUGAGAAUGUGGUUGCUGAGUAUCGAAAACAUGGAAUCCCUCUCGAGGUUAUGUGGACAGAUAUUGAUUACAUGGAUGGCUACAAGGAUUUCACUCUUGAUCCCAUUAAUUUUCCUUUGGACAAGAUGAGGAAUUUCGUUGAUACACUACACCGAAAUGGUCAGAAAUAUGUAGUCAUCUUAGAUCCUGGUAUCAGUGUGAAUAAGACGUAUCAAACCUUCAUAAGAGGGAUGCAAGCUGACAUCUUUAUAAAACGUGAUGGAGUCCCUUACCUAGGCAGCGUUUGGCCAGGGCCAGUCUACUUCCCUGAUUUUGUAAAUCCUGCUGGUGGAAUUUUCUGGGGUAAUGAAAUCAAAAUAUUCCGAGAUCUUCUGCCUGUUGAUGGCCUUUGGAUUGACAUGAAUGAGAUAUCCAAUUUCAUUUCAUCCCCUCCCACCCCAUUUUCUACCCUCGACAACCCUCCAUAUAAGAUUAAUAAUGCUGGAAUUCGACGCCCCAUUAACGAGAAAACUGUCCCAGCAACAGCUAUACACUUCGGUAACAUGACCGAGUACAAUGUUCAUAACCUUUAUGGAUUUUUAGAAUCAAAAGCUACCGGAGCAGCAUUAAUCAAAUCAACUGGCAAAAGGCCGUUCGUACUUUCUAGAUCGACUUUUGUGGGCUCUGGCAAGUACACAGCUCAUUGGACUGGAGACAACGCUGCUACGUGGAAUGAUCUAGCAUACACAAUUCCAAGCAUCUUAAAUUCUGGACUGUUUGGGAUUCCAAUGGUUGGAGCUGAUAUAUGUGGUUUUUCUGAUAACACUACUGAAGAACUUUGCGGGCGAUGGAUUCAGCUAGGGGCCUUUUAUCCCUUUGCAAGAGACCACUCAGAGAAGUAUACUAUCCGUCAAGAGCUCUAUGUCUGGGAUUCAGUCGCUGCGACAGCCAAGAAGGUGCUUGGGCUCCGCUACCGGCUACUACCCUACAUUUAUACAUUAAUGUACGAGGCACACAUAAAAGGGAUCCCCAUUGCACGGGCCCUUUUCUUCUCGUUCCCACAAGACAUCAAAACUUACAAUAUCAACUCACAGCUUCUUAUCGGUAAAGGUGUAAUGGUGUCACCAGUGCUUGAGCCGGGGGCAGGCUCGGUUAAUGCAUACUUCCCAGCAGGAAACUGGUUUGACCUCUUCAACUACUCGAAGUCAGUGAGCGUGAAUCCAGGAAAUUACGUGACACUUGAUGCACCACCUGAUCACAUAAACGUGCAUGUCCGGGAAGGGAACAUAUUGGCCAUGCAAGGAGCAGCCAUGACAACACAAGCAGCUCGGAAGACGCCAUUCCAGCUCUUGGUGGUCAUCAGCAGCAGGGAAAACAGCACCGGUGAAGUUUUCUUGGAUGAUGGCGAGGAAGUGGAGAUGGGAGGGGAGGGAGGGAACUGGAGCUUAGUAAAAUUUUAUGGCAGUGUAAUACAGAAUAAAGUAAAAGUAAAAUCUGUGGUUGUUAAUGGAGAAUUUGCUGUGAGUCAGAAGUGGUUCAUUGAUAAAGUGACUUUUAUAGGAUUGAAAGGUGUUACGAAGUUGAAGGGUUAUGAGUUGAUUACUGAUAGGGGAGCAAAUCUGCAUGAAAACUUGGGAAUUAAAACUAGUUCUGAUGGCAGUGGAUCAUUUGUUACUGUGGACAUCUCAGUAAAGUUACCUAUUGGGAAGGAGUUCUCAUUAGAGAUGAGGCUCAGCUAGUAAUGUAAAACUAUUAAAAACAGAAUAAUGUUGCCAUUAGAUAACACUAUUGUUUGGCAUCUCUUUACAUUGGGAAUAAAAUUAUUCGGCUUCUACAGGUA